CAGUAUGGCGCGACGCGGGAGCUCAGACGCGCAUAGUUCCUCCAAAUUCGUUUCCUCUUCUCAGAAGACGUGUUCCGUUUCUUCAGCCUCCGAUCGGUCCAGAAGCUUUCUGCAAGCGUAUCCCGAAUUUCCGAUUCACUACGUUCAGGUGUUUUCUACGACGCAGACUCGCAGCGGAUCCGACACUCCUGUGGACCUAAUUCCGAUGGCGUCCCAGCAGCAGCAGCGAUUCCAAGUGAAGGUCUCUGGCCAGGACGAGGGUCAGGGCGAGGAAUCGAAGAUGGUGGCAUCAGGAGCCAUCGAACCUGAGUCCACGGGGAUGCCUUCGGGUCAAUCCACUCAGUCGUACGGUCAACCCGGUCAGCAGUACGGUCAAUACGGUCAGCCCAGUCAGCCGUACGGGCAGCAGCAGUACGCGCAGCAGUACCCUCAGCCGUUCAGUCAACCAUACGCUCAGCCGUAUCAGGCGUACAGCAAGGAAGAAGAGCCCCUCGGUACUGGUGGAGUUACACGUGCGCACGGAACCACACAUGUAACGCCACAUGAAACGGCAGCAGGCGGAGGACUGGCCAGGGGAGUUGGAGUGACGCCGCAUGAAACGUCGUCAACCAUAAGCGCCACUGGGAUGCCUGAGGACGCGUCUCGCACACAUGGGCUGGAGAGGAGUCCGGAGAUUGAGAGGCAUGGGCGUGAGAGAGGCGAGCAGGCAGAGCGUGAAAUGAGGGCGAAGGAACAGGAGAUGCGAGAAGCCGGGCGACCGGAAAUGGUGGCGACGACAGGAAAGGACACCCUACCAGAAAAGGCAUACGAAGCAGCACAGGAGGGGGCGGAAAUCCCCAGGCAGCUGGCGGGGGAGAUAACCGGGCGAGCGGGACAGAUGGCCGGGCGAGCAGGGGAGGUAACCGGCCAGGUAGCUGGUCGUGCCCCAGAGAAAGGCAAGGAGCUGGGUGAGAAGGCGUUGGAAGUGGUGCAGGAGGCUGGGCAAGUGGCGACUAAGCAGGCCAGGGAAGUGGGGGUGGUGGCGAGUGAGGUGAUCCGCCAGGCGUACCGCAAGUACCGCCAAGCAAGAAACCUGGCCCAAGCGGGCCUGCAGUCCGGGCAGCAGCUGGCCGGUGGGGGGGUAGAGCGAGCCAAACACCUCGUUGCUCCCAUUGUCCCCAGUGCUGCGGCUGGCGCUCCCACGACUGGAGUGGGGGGCGGGGUGGGUGGUGAGGGUGGUGUGAUGGAGCGAGCCAAACACCUCGUUGCCCCUAUCAUCCCGGGUGGUGCUGGGGUUUCCACUGCUGGAGUUGGGCCGGGGAGUGAGCAGGGCGCAGAGACCUCUGCAUACAAAGCAGGGAAGGAACGUGUAAAGAGCGCUUUAGAGGGGAUUGCAGGGGGGACUGGUGGUGGUGGUGUGGGAAGUGGGCAUGAGACACGUGUGCCGGGGCUGGAUGAAACUGGAGUUGAAACGCGUACAGCUGGUGCUGGGACAAUCCCUGGAGCAGGGCUUGUGACAGGCGUUGCUGACGUGGCAAGGAGGGCUGUGGGGACCACAGCAGAGACGGCCAAGGGGAUUGCAGGAACGACUGCUGACACUGGCAAGCAGGGCGAUGGGGGCUACAGCUGCUACAGCAAGCAGGGCGAUGGGGGCUACAGCUGCUACAGCAAGCAGGGCGAUGGGGGCUACAGCUGAUACAGCAAGCAGGGCGGAAGUUUCUGGGAAUACAGCGGAGUCUGGCAAGGGAAUACUGGGUAGUGCCAUGGGGGCGGUGCAGAGUGUUGUGGGCGGUACUGCUGACGUGGCAAAGCACGCUGCUGAGUCAGCACUAGGGGCCACACGGGCAG
Closterium sp. NIES-67 is the source of this 1827-nucleotide messenger RNA. Lineage: Eukaryota; Viridiplantae; Streptophyta; Zygnematophyceae; Desmidiales; Closteriaceae. The record is from the annotation of a GenBank genome assembly.